Messenger RNA from Fomitopsis serialis, 987 nucleotides. RefSeq lists its product as uncharacterized. Bases 475 to 882 code for a protein of 135 amino acids. The record is from RefSeq and is a predicted model, not a curated record. The transcript is spliced from 2 exons. Lineage: Eukaryota; Fungi; Basidiomycota; Agaricomycetes; Polyporales; Fomitopsidaceae.
GCGCCGCCGAGCGCGCGUGCGGCGGAGGCGGUGAAGACCGCGCGGACGGCGAUCCUCUCGCGGGCGCGCCGCGCGCUCAACGCUGUGCUCCCCGCGCUGGGCGUGCAGACCCGGGGCGGGUACGCCCGUCUGCGGGGGCGGAACUAGCCUUUGGGCGUGCGCGCUUGCUGUGGUGUCUGCGCGACUGUGGCUGUGUCGUUGGGCGCGCAUGGACCUUGCGUCUCUGCUGGGACGGUGUCGUCGAUCGCUGCGAACGGUGCCCGUGCCCGUCGCCCCGUCGCACGCGCCCGCUGAGCUGAGUGCUCAGGCUCCCGUUCGACCACGACUGCGAAAAGCUGUAUCGUUGAUUCUGCUGCUGUGCUACGACUACUGCCGGGGUCCCGUCCGUAUGGAACGCGAGGCAGAUCCCCUUCCCCGCGGACACGGUGUACAACUGUGGUGUAAAUUAACCUACUUACUGUAUACUAGGGCAGAAUGCGUUUAUAUGAUCACAGAGGCGUGCUAAUUGACAGACGUCCGACCGCCAGGCGUCGGGAAGACGGGAAGACACUGCAGCUGUGGACACCGUGCAGCCCGCCGCCGAAGCAACGCGAUGAUCCACCGCUCAGAUGGAUCGUGAAGCAUCCAGGACGCCGGUGCGACCGCAUGCGGAUGGUUCCUCGCCCGUCUGGGUCCGGCGCCGCCGUCAGGACACGGACGGCUGAGCGGGGCCCAUCUGUUGGUCUGGAGGACGCGUCGCGGGGAAGCGCGGCCGCUCGUCGUGUCCGGGGUCGUCUUACCGUCAGUCACGGUCGACGCGACGGCGCGGAUCCGCCUGGCAGGCCGAAGCCUAAAUGCGCUUCAGAAGGAGGAGGAGGCCUCGGGCCCGCCCCGACGUCGUGAUGUCAUGGAAUCCCGCCGCGCGCACUUCCUGCCAUCGCUCGGCGCUGUUCAAUGGUCUGGAGGACGGGUCGCGGAGAAGCGGGUCUGAUCGUUCGUCAAGUGUCA